CUUUCUAAUAGCAUGAGCUUGACUAUUCUUUCAUCACGACAACAUCCUUCACUUAAGGCAAGUGAUUGAUUGCCAUACAAAUAGAACAAAAUAAGUAUACGCUCCAAAUGUUAUCUUAUACACGUUUAAGAUAAGAACAUUAUCGUAUGAUUGAACUACUCUGGACAUACACAUCAAACGACCUGCUUUCAAACAGCCAAAUUUAUUUUGACUCGGGGCCGUCUUGUUGCCAGCGGUUUCACACGCUUUUCCGGCCUCAGUGCAAGAUUAUGUUGAUUGUAUGUGCAGUGUUAGCAUUCGCGUCGUUUUUGCCUCUUGUUGAGAAUGCUGGUUCUAGCAAGAAGGGAAUCGGCGCCGCCGCGGCUACUUUGAAGUGCGAUGAUUUCCGUGUGCUGAAUAACAUAUCCUGGUGGUACGAUUGGACACAACAUUUCCAACAGCUGACCAAUCAUUGCAAUGCCUCUAACUUGCACGCGCCCGAAUUCGUGCCCAUGGUGAGAGUCCUGCAUAGCAACGAAACCGCUCAAAACAUCCACAUUCCGCCUGGCUCGCACUUCGUACUGGGAUACAACGAGCCCGACCUUGUCACUCUCAAUAACAUGACGCCCCAGGAGGCCGCCAUGUACUGGCCUAUGGUCGAGAAGGCGGCCGUCGGAAUUCCACUUGUGGCUCCCGUGCCGUAUAAACAUGACUUCGUGUGGCUUGAUCAGUUCUUCCAGCAUUGUAAUGGAUGUCGGAUCGACUAUGUCGCUGCCCAUACUUACUUUUGUAAUGCUAACCAAGUCAUGGCGCAUUUGAAGGCGUUAUACAACCGCUUCCACAAAAAUGUGUGCCUGACCGAGUUCGCCUGACCUCACACUCCCGACGAGCACGUGCAGUUGGUCUCAUGAGGACGUUGUUGCCACAACUGGAGGCGGCUGAUUUCGUUUAUCUGUUUUGAUCCUUACAUGUGUUGCUAUUUAAGAAAAAAUAUACUAUUUUCAUUUAACGAUAAGCAAAUGUAUCUAUGUGAUAUUAUUGUUUAGUAUGCAUUAUGCAAAUACAUCAUAGUUAAAUAUAUAUGAACAGCAAGUAUGCAUAGGUAUGGAUUUUUUUGUUUUCAGUAUACGUAAAUUCAUUUAAUAUGUUAAAGGCAAAUGUGUGUAAUAUUUUGCAUAGCUUGCUAGCUGAUUUUAGUAAAUAUAUAGUGGACGAUACUAUGUUAUACGGCACAAAUAUCACCAAUUAUAAUGAGUAAAUAAGUGACUUACAAAUAUGUGUUGACAUUGCGCAGUUUAGGAGUUUGUCUACUUUUGAUAUGUCUUUAUGUAUGUUCACGCACAGCUACUCCUGAUUCGAAGGAAGAAUAAAGAAAGAUAACCAAACUGGGUUUGUCCGCCAGUCUGCAAGUCUGUUGCAUAGCAACGGCUCUUCUUUGACCACGAUUGGUCAAUUCUACAACAGCUUCCAGCCGGACGGCCAUGGCACUUUAAUCGUUGGAUAAAUUGUUAUCCGAAAUAAGUUUCUGAAUUUGUUUUUGUUGUUGUUAUUUAAUCCGAUCAUAUGGCGUUAUUUGGUUUUAGACAGAAUAAAUGUCGUUGUUUUUCA
Molecule: messenger RNA, 1587 nt
Organism: Dreissena polymorpha
Lineage: Eukaryota; Metazoa; Mollusca; Bivalvia; Myida; Dreissenidae
Exons: 3
Coding region: 147-851 (234 amino acids)
Source: RefSeq, a predicted model, not a curated record